Anarrhichthys ocellatus (wolf-eel) is the source of this 2060-nucleotide messenger RNA. RefSeq lists its product as uncharacterized. The record is from RefSeq and is a predicted model, not a curated record. Gene Ontology annotation, cellular component: cytoplasm. Gene Ontology annotation, biological process: G protein-coupled receptor internalization; signal transduction; negative regulation of Notch signaling pathway. The transcript has 11 exons. Gene Ontology annotation, molecular function: G protein-coupled receptor binding. Lineage: Eukaryota; Metazoa; Chordata; Actinopteri; Perciformes; Anarhichadidae. Bases 181 to 1311 code for a protein of 376 amino acids.
GUGACGAAUCUCUAAGGUAAAACAACAACAACACAAACAAAUACCAGAGAAGAAGGAGAAGAAAACCUAAAAAGGAGUGACCAACAUGGCGGCGGUGAGAAGAACCGGAGUCUCACCACGGAGCCGCCUGUAGCUCCGGGCCGCUCUGGGAGCGUCUGUCUGCGGCAUGCUGCGGGCCUCAUGGCCGCUGUGACGGAGACCUGGAGGAGACACAUCGUCGGUCAGCUGAAGCACCGAGACCUGAACCAGCACCACCGGUUCCAGGACCUGAUCCGCUUCUACAUUCGUCUUCUGGAGAAAACCAGUUUGACCAAAGGAAUCCUGAGCUGCUCCGUCAGAUGUCUGUCCUCUGACAGAAGCUCUGUUUCCUCUCUGCUUCACCAGAAAAACAAUCUGAAGAAAACUACAGGAGAGCUGGCCUAUCAGGUGCUGGAGCUGCAGCAGCAGAUUCAAAUCAAAGAAUGUGUUCUGGAGGAGCAACAUGCCAGACUGGUGGAGGACGGGUCCCGGCUGGAGGGUGCGCUUGAUGCUCGUCGGGCGCUGCAGCAGCGGGUGGAAACGGUUCAGGAGGAGAACGGGGCGUUGAAGAGGAAGUACGACGAGCUGCUGGAGCUUCAGAGACGAGAGGAGACGAAGCUCAGAGAGGAGACGGUGAGAGGAGAACACCUGCUGGAGGACCUGAUCCACCUGAAGACACAGGCCGCCGCCCACAUGAACAGCCACAACCAACGCAGGUCGAGGUACCUGAACCUUAACGCACCUGAACCACCUCACACACCUCAACACACCUCAACCGCCUCACACACCUCAACCAUUGACCUGCUCUUCUCUCUGUUUGUCUCCAGAGUGUUUAAGAAAGCCAGUCCCAAUGGAAAGCUCACUGUCUAUCUGGGGAAGAGAGACUUCGUGGAUCAUGUGGACCUGGUGGAGCCUGUUGAUGGCGUCGUCCUGAUCGACCCGGAGUACCUGAAGGAGAGGAAAGUGUUCGUGACUCUGACCUGUGCGUUCCGUUACGGCCGUGAGGACUUAGACGUCCUCGGGUUGACGUUCCGUAAAGACCUGUUUGUGGCGAACGUCCAGGCAUUUCCUCCGCCGCCCGAAGAGAAGAAGAGUCUGACUCGUCUUCAGGAACGGCUGAUUAAAAAACUGGGAGAACACGCCCACCCGUUCACCUUUGAGAUUCCUCUGAACCUGCCGUGCUCCGUCACCCUGCAGCCGGGCCCCGAGGACACGGGGAAGGCCUGCGGAGUCGACUUCGAGGUGAAAGCUUUCUGUGCAGAAAAUGUCGAAGAAAAGAUCCACAAAAGGUAAAAGUGAGUCCGCUGCAGUUUGACAGAAUCAAGAGAUGAAUUAUGAAUGAAAGUGAAAUCAGUCGUGCUUCAGCAGCUCCCUGCAGAGAGAGAGGAUCACUGCUGCAUGACCGACCAGAACCAGAACCAGAUCUAAAUAUAUAUUCAUGCUCAUAAUCAGGAGCCAGUAAACCUACCAGCAUCACGAGGUUCAUCAGACCAGAGUCAUUCUAGAGUCCAUAAAAUAAUGAAAUGUCAGAGUCAAGGCCAGUUAGAUUCUAACCGGCACAAACCUCCGUCAGGUAAAGGGUCAAUGAGUCUAGACUACAGACUAGACCAGGGGUGGGCAAACGUUUUGGCUCGGGGGCCACAUUGAGUUUUAAAAUUUGACAGACGGGCUGGGCCAGUAGCAGAUGAAUGGAGAGUGUUUAUGUGAACUAAUAUAAAUUACAAGUAAGCCAUGACCUAAAAAGUAAAGAAAACUUACAAUUAAUCUCAGUGGGAACAGUGCUGUUGGUCACCUUCUUUUGCCAGUGCAUCAAUGUUUGAUGCCACUUUGGUUUUGGCAAUUCUCAGAACAGAUCUAAUGUUUUUGUCAGUGAAAGACUGUGGUCUUUAGAGCAAUUUGCUUCUUUAAAGGGAUCAUACAGAUAUUUGACUUUCACAAUGAACAUUUUCAGAGUUCUGCUCUGUAAUCUCUUUCCUUGUCUCUCCCCCCUGUGUCAUGGUGUGGGUACAUCUCACUGGAGUCAGGAAACGUAUCAGAAUACC